CCUCAUUAAAAAAUCAAAAAAUUUGUACAAUGGUUAACGCAAUACCUUCUGUGAUUUUUAUUACAUUUUGCGCAUUGCCCAUAGCUUUGCACUAUUUUAUUAACAGGAAAUACAAAAAACUUUUGGCCAACUUGAACUUAAAAGAUGAAGAUUACUACCACCAAUGUUUAUUUAUAGACAUGAAGAACUUUAAAUGUAAGCAACACUUAAUAAAUAAAGACGAAUGCUGUGAUCAUUGCUCUUACAAUCAUCUGAAGACUUUAAUUAAUUUUAUAUCUAGUGCCAAACUAAGUAUUUGUUUGUGUAUGUAUACACUGACAUUGAAGCAGAUCAAUGUCGAGUUGAUAAAAGCUCAUAAAAGAGGAGUAAACCUCCGAAUAAUCACGGAUCAAGUGAUGCUAAGGACUGAAACUGCCAAAUUUAAUUUUGCCAAAUUAAAGGAUAACGGAAUUCCAUUUAAAGUCCAGCCUUCCGAUCAUAGUAUGAUGCAUCACAAAUUUUGUUUAAUUGAUAAGGAUGAUAAAAGUAGCGCUAAAAUGUUUUUCGGCACUAUGAAUUUAACGGGGCAAGGACUCGUUUCGAAUUUCGAAAAUGUUAUUCUAACCAAUAACCGGAACAUGAUAGAGAGAUUUAGCCAGGAGUUUGAGGAGUUGUGGGGAGAUUUUUAGAUGUAUUUUUAUAGAAAUUCAUAUAUUUGUAUAACAUAUGUACAACUCUAAAUGUAGGCUGCAAAUUGUCGGUAUCGUUUUACU
This is a messenger RNA of Anoplophora glabripennis (Asian longhorned beetle), 752 nucleotides long. RefSeq names its product mitochondrial cardiolipin hydrolase-like. The record is from RefSeq and is a predicted model, not a curated record. The transcript is spliced from 2 exons. Bases 30 to 668 code for a protein of 212 amino acids. Lineage: Eukaryota; Metazoa; Arthropoda; Insecta; Coleoptera; Cerambycidae. Gene Ontology annotation, molecular function: RNA endonuclease activity producing 5'-phosphomonoesters, hydrolytic mechanism. Gene Ontology annotation, biological process: piRNA processing. Gene Ontology annotation, cellular component: mitochondrion.